AUGAAUAAAUACCCUGCUCUUGCAGCAACAAAAAAGGAACCAGAAUACCAAGUUAACCCACCUUUGAAAAUUUCCUCAGUUGGAACAGAAAUUAAAAAAAAUAAUAGUUCAAUGCCUUUUGGCUCAGCAGUUUUGACUAAUACUGGAAACUCUUCAAAACUUAAAGAUAAUGGCAUUACCCAUAUUAUUCAUGCGACUCUCAUGUCGCAAGGGAGCGACGAGGGACUUUUUAUUGAAAAAGCGGUGCUAGCAAUGCAAAACUCGAUUAUCCUAGCCGACCUCCAAGGAUUUGACAAAUUAGCCACUUGCUUUUUGGCAGGAGGAAUUUAUUGUAAUAGUGAAAGCACUAAACCACACCUCGCUGACGCUCUUAUUGGAGGUGCUUUAAGUCAAUUAGAAAAAUGUCAAAGUCUAAAAGAGGUUAUUUUUGUUGAUUUUGAUGCAGAUUAUUUAAAGGAUGCUAGGGACAAAAUAGCGGGGGAGGUUAAUUGUCCGACAAACAUUAAUCAAACAAGAACCGAAAAAGGAGACAAAAACCAAAAUCUACUCCAUAAAAGUCUCCAUGGAACCAGUGGAGAGUUGGGAACGGAGGCCAGCAAUGUAGAUAAGCAAAGAAAAGAUUUAAUGAAAGAAUUUAAUGAUAUAAUAAACGGCAAGCGACAAGGAGAUAAUAAUAACCAAGAAAAAAUUAGUUUUUUAUUUCGCUAUGCUGGACGCGGAGGGAGUAUUUCCCGCCAAGGCAGUCAUUAUUCGAUGUUUUUUUCGGCUGAUGCUACACCUGAAAACGGAGGUAAAGGCAAAUAUACUAUUGAAAUUAGCGAAAAUCAUCCUAUUUUUUCUGAGGAAAAUAAAGAAUUGUUUGAAAAAGGAGAUUUUAUUGAAAUAGAGGAACAGCGACCACAAAAAGAUAAUGGCAACGAUAAUGGAGACCAGACAUCAAACCAAAAUAAUGACAACCAAAACCAACCCGCAAAAAACGAUAAUGACCAAAGUCCUAAUGAGCAAAAUGGUGAUGAGGACCAAAAACCUAGCAACAGCAAUGGUUCUAAUGGCAAUAAUUCUAACCGAAAUAAAAACAAAAACUCCUCCAACCCCAAUAUUCCUAACUCGGUCAAAGAAUAUUUUCGAAAAAAUAAGGAUUUAAAAGGCUAUUUACAAUCCCGAGGAAUAAAUUCUAUUAGUGAGGCAGAAUUAAAUAUUACUGAUAAUAUUACAAGCAAGAAUAAUAAUGAAACCAAAAAUGAAACUAAAUAUUGGCCAUGA
Messenger RNA from Ambispora leptoticha, 1263 nucleotides. Lineage: Eukaryota; Fungi; Glomeromycota; Glomeromycetes; Archaeosporales; Ambisporaceae. The record is from the annotation of a GenBank genome assembly.